This is a messenger RNA of Suillus paluster, 2538 nucleotides long. RefSeq names its product glycoside hydrolase family 47 protein. Gene Ontology annotation, cellular component: endoplasmic reticulum; membrane. The transcript has 13 exons. NCBI's taxonomy places the organism in Eukaryota, Fungi, Basidiomycota, Agaricomycetes, Boletales, Suillaceae. The record is from RefSeq and is a predicted model, not a curated record. Gene Ontology annotation, molecular function: calcium ion binding; mannosyl-oligosaccharide 1,2-alpha-mannosidase activity. The coding region runs from base 1 to 2538 and encodes 845 amino acids. Gene Ontology annotation, biological process: carbohydrate metabolic process; endoplasmic reticulum mannose trimming; mannose trimming involved in glycoprotein ERAD pathway.
AUGAAAUGGGGAAGACGUUAUCCUUGUGCAUUUGCCUUCGCACUCUUGGUUACUCUAAACAACGGAGUUGACGCGCAGGAAACUGCUUGGACCUCUGAGCGCAAGAGGUCAUUCAGUGUGGCCACGAAAGACUUAUGGUACCAUGGUUUCAACAAUUAUAUGUCCUACGGUGAGCCCCGCCCAGAUGAUUCAUGCAUCGCAAAUAUAGCACAUAAUGAUGUUUCAGGAAACUUCUCCCUAACUCUCAUUGACGUUCUAGACACGUUGGUCGUGCUAGGCGAUCCUCCAGGGUUCCAAAACGCGGUUCGCAAUGUUCUUGACUGGGUGUCGUUCGAUGUCAACACAAAACCGCAAGUCUUCGAGACCACUAUACGGGUGUUGGGCGGAUUGUUAUCUGGUCAUAUAUUCGCCAGUCAACCCAACCAACCUUUCUAUCUCCCUUGGUAUCGCGGUCAGCUUCUGACCAUGGCAUAUGAUCUUGGCAAUCGACUAUUGCCUGCAUUUGCCACCCCUACCGGCUUGCCUUUUGCGAGGGUUAACUUGCGACAUGGGGUUCAGCGGGGAGAAUCCCUUGAAACUUGUACCGCUGGCGCUGGUUCUUUGAUGCUGGAAUUAGCUACCCUCAGUCGCCUCACUGGAGAUGACCGCUUCGAGAAGGCAGCAUAUAAAGCUUUUUUCGCAUUAUGGAACAGGAGAUCUGAUAUCGGUUUGGUCGGCAAUACAAUUAAUAUCUGGACUGGGAUAUGGACACUACCGGAAGUGACAGGAAUCGGCGCUGGCAUCGAUUCUUUCUAUGAAUAUGCCUUGAAGUGGUACGUCAUGAGUGGUGAGGUAGAGUUUCUUGAUGUGUGGCAUGAAGGUUACGCCGCUGUGAUGAGAUACUCUCGUUCCCCGGAUGGCCACUGGUAUCGCAGUGUCAACAUACAUACAGGUGAUCAAGCGUAUACCACAAUUGAUUCUCUAUCCGCUUUUUGGCCUGGUUUGCAAGUCCUGGGUGGUGAUGUACAAAAUGCCAUCAAAUCUCACAUGACGUACUGGAACAUCUGGAGACGACAUUCUGGUCUUCCUGAAGUAUGGGACGCUCACUUUAUGCAGGCGACAUCUUUCCAGUACCCCCUUCGACCAGAGUUCGUCGAAUCGACGUGGUACCUCUAUAGGGCCACUCGAGACCCAUAUUAUCUAGAUGUUGGUGAACGUAUUUUAAGAGACCUAAUUGCCCGUGCCAAGGUGGAUUGUGGAUUGACUGGUAUCCAAGAUUUGCGAACCAAUGCCAGAGAUGAUAGAAUGGAGUCGUUUGCGUUGUCAGAAACAUUGAAGUAUCUGUUCCUUUUGUUCGACGAGGACAACCGCCUACAUAAAGAUGAUUCACACUACGUUUUCACCACCGAAGGGCACAUCCUAUCACUUCCGAAGGAAGUUCUGAAGCCCAUGUCUCGCGUUCGACGAAAGAUGCGUGGCGACGAGAAUCACCAGUGUCCUCUGUAUGAACCUGUACAGGACCCAUCGCCUGAUGGGACUAUUGACGGCCUCAUCCGAGGUGUUGGUUCGAGAGCGGACGUGGAGUAUGCGAGGUACCUGGUUGGACUGCGACCGCAGCCUCUGGACGAGCACCACUGGUCUCCUGAUGGCUGGUGCACCGUCCCGCAAGUUGAUUUAUAUUCUUUUGAUUUUAUCAUGUCACCCGGUGGCAAGAUGGUAUCCGAGGACCCUAAUCCCGGUCCCCUCAAACUCAAGGCAGUGGCAGACGGAUUUAUUCUUCACAAUGUGACGGGCAUCCGGGCCCACAUCGUCAGUCGAUUGGAUCGUAAGGGUUACGACAUCACAAAGCUCGGGCCGCACGCUGUCCGCACUGGGCAGAUGGUGUAUGUCAACGACUCCGCACUUUGGGAGCCUAUUCCAGCUCCUGGUCCUACUUACCGUAACCAGGACGUCCAACUUCGUAUCUUUCUUGAUACGUUUGACCCGGCACUCGUAGCGCAACCAGAGGCCACAUACUUCAACGGAGAGACGUACGUCAAGGCGUACACUGCCCAGUUUGGAGGAGACUUGGCUGCACUUAGUGGUUCCACCCCCCUUCGCUUCGGCUACGGGGAGGGCACUGAACUGCAGCGGGACAAAAGCAACCCCCUGGGAUGCAAACCUUAUGAAACCGACUUCGACGGAAAUGCUGUUCUCGUCCAUCGUGGCGACUGCACAUUCCUGGAGAAGCUUGUCUAUGCACGGCGUGCAGGCGCUUCUGGAGUCGUUGUUGUUAGCGACGAGGAUGUUCCUAUUAAUCCUUCCGCCUCGCCGGAAGAGAUCGCUGCUGCGGGCGAAAUCAGCGAUGUCGCUUUGGUGCUGCUGCCGCAUACGAUUGGCAAAUCUGUCACUACCAUGGUAGAUGCUGCUGGGAUGUUUGGCUACGGACAUGUCAUAUUUGCUAUUGAUCCAGAGGCCCAAGGAUGGACAGAAGGAACAAUAGAUCACACACCAGGAGAUAUUGGACAAAUUCUGUACAUCAACGGACACCCUCUACUAAAUACCAGGCUAAUAUUAUAA